This is a messenger RNA of Funneliformis mosseae, 2544 nucleotides long. Lineage: Eukaryota; Fungi; Glomeromycota; Glomeromycetes; Glomerales; Glomeraceae. The record is from the annotation of a GenBank genome assembly.
AUGGUCGACACACCGGUGAUUAUUCCCGUACAAGACCACGUAGUACACGGAGAUGGAGUCAAAUCACUUGAAAUAAUAAAUACUAGAUAUUAUAUGGUAGCAAUGUCGCCAAAUGCAAAAUAUAUUGUUGGUUAUGGUCUUGAUAACGAAUGUUUUGUCGGAUGGAAUAUUCAAGACAUAAAUGAAGGAAAAUUAGAAUUAGAUGAUACGGUUAAACCAUAUCGAUAUGACUUGAAAAAUAGGUCUAUAUUCAACUUAUCUGUCUCUGACGAAAAAAUAGUAGCGUUUACGUUAUAUAAAAAUUCUGAAUUAGAUUUAAUGAUUGAAUUAACUAUUUUAUCAUAUCAUUUUAAUACAAAAAAUGAGCUUAUCUUACUUGGUUAUAAAAAUGAUAAUGCUGAAGGAAUGGAAUUAAUAAGUAUAAAAAAUGAUAAAAUUUGGUUACGUAAUGGAAAUUGCAUAAAGGAAUCAAAUUAUAUAACUUGUAAAAAUAAAAAUAUUCGUAUUUUCAAAGACAGAAACGAGGUUAAAACGGAAGAUAUUCGUAUUUCUAGUAAUGAUAAGUUUACUUGUCUGAAAAUAAAUGAUGAAAUAAUUGUUUAUUCGGAUGAAAUUGAAAAGCCUUUUGCAUUAUUGGAUACAAAUUAUGGUAUACAACUAUAUACAUUUAUGAAACAACAUACUGACUUGCAAUAUUUGUUACUCUCAUUAAUUGGCAAUAUGUCGAAUAAUAAAACUUGGGUUUAUUGCUUAAACCAUAUAACGAAAGAUCCGUUAUUAAAGAAUAAUAAAACUUGGAAUUCCUUUUUAAAUCAAUUAAUGAAUAAUUCAUUAAAGUAUUUACCACUUCUAUUCUUUCAAAACCAUUUAUUUGUAAUUGUAGAUGAUUACGUUCUUAAAAUUAAAAUUGAUUUGGAGUUAGAUAUCAAUUCUUUAGAGGAAUUACAAAUGUAUGAAGAUGCAGAAAAUUGGAUGGCAUAUUUCGGAAUCGAAAAGGCUAAAAAUAACAAUAAUCCGUUUAUUACCAAUAUGGAGAUUGAUAAUCAAUUAUAUAAAUCUCUUUUUAAAUUUAAUGAUAAAACAUUAGUUUUACAGGAUAUUAAAGUAGAUAUUCAUAAAUAUAGAAAAAUUAUCGGGUUACGUGUUUAUAAAAGAGCUAAUAAGGAUGAUUAUUGGCAUUUAACUGUUGAAUAUGUUCAAAUGAUUAAAGGUCAAGUAAAUAUAGAUAUAUUUGAAGCCGAAAGGGUAAAUAACGAUAUCGGCAUCCUAACUAGUAUUGGCAUUUUUAUCUUCAAUAUGAGUGAAAAUGAUGAAAUAUCAUUAAAACAUUUUCAUUAUAUACUAUUGGAAGAAACUAUUUUUCAAAAGUACAAUGCAUUGAUCGAUUAUAAGGAACUAAUUAUGGGAUGGAUCUCAUACAUAAACAAUGAUAAAUUAGAUUUUUUAAAAUAUGGUCAUGUAUUACUUAGGUUUGCAAUUAAGGUGCAUGACAUAAAAUUAAUAUCUAAUAUUUAUAAAACAUGUUUUUAUAAUUUCAAACAAGAUUUAGAAAAUAAUAAAACUUUCUUGAGUAUUAUUACUACGACGAUGCCAUUAUUUAAAGAAUCUUAUCCUGACUAUCUUAUAAGAUAUUCAUUGGAUACAAACAUGAUAAUAGAUUCUAUGGAUUAUAAUGUCAGACAACAUUUACCCUUAUAUCUUCAUCCUUGUACUAUAAAGGAAAAUAUUUAUAGACAGCGCGAAACAUUUAUCGGAAUAAUUAUUUAUAAAUUAAUUUAUGUAUUCGAUAAUAAUAUUUUAGGUCGAGUAUUCAGCAUGCUUUAUUUAGCUAUGUACCAUCGUGAAUUAAAACCCGCAAUUACAUUUAUCAUUCCAUAUUUCAAAUUUGUUAGUUAUCCACAAAAAUAUAGUUGGUGGAAGGAAUUUAUUAAACCUCAACCUAGUCCAUUUGUAGAAACCAUAUCUAGAGAUAUAUAUAAAACAAUGAAUGGGGAAGCUUUGAUUAUUUUCAAAUGGAAUUCAUAUGGAAAAUUAUACUACGCGAUUAUAUGGACGGGAUUUAUGGCUUUACUUGGAUGUUUUACUGUUGCUGCAACAAUUUCUGAAGAUCUUAUAUUUCAAGAUAUUAGAAAAAACCUAUUGCUUGCCUCAAUGAUCCUUGGAUUUAUUCACUUAACUUUUGAAAUUCGUCAAUUCAUUUAUAAUCCCUUCAAGUGGAUUCGUGACUUUUGGAAUAUAUUUGGGUCAACUGAUCCUAAUCCAUUCAUAAUUCAAGCCCCUGAUGAAAAUACAAACUUGUUCAGUGAUUAUGGUACCUCUCUUUUUGCGAUAUAUUUAUUUUUAGCAGCGGAGAUUGAGUUAUUUUACUUACUUCCAUAUCAAAGACGUAGGGAAUCCUGGUUUCCUGAUGUAAUCUAUUAUCAUGCCGAUGUUGAUGUGGUGCGUAGAAGGGUUAAUGAACUAAUUAAGGAUAAUGAAUGGGGUUCGGUUGAAUUACCAGAGAUGAAUAAAAAACUAUUAGAUCAAAUAAAAAUUCAAAGAUAA